This is a messenger RNA of Vicugna pacos (alpaca), 2039 nucleotides long. RefSeq names its product NOP58 ribonucleoprotein (gene NOP58). Gene Ontology annotation, molecular function: snoRNA binding. The record is from RefSeq and is a predicted model, not a curated record. Lineage: Eukaryota; Metazoa; Chordata; Mammalia; Artiodactyla; Camelidae. Gene Ontology annotation, cellular component: box C/D methylation guide snoRNP complex; small-subunit processome.
GGAAGGAGGAGCGCGUUGGUGCGUCCUGCGUACGGUGCAGUGUGGAACGUUUCGGCAACGUGGUCCCCUUCUUUGCGGGAAAACGCGCGUUUUGGUGUUUGGCCAACUGCGGCCUUGCAGGCCUGUAGCGGCCGAAUAUUUGGUGUCUUUUCACUGGUUUAAAAGCUUGCGGCGGGCCGCGCAGCGCCCUGACCCGGCCUCACCAUGUUGGUGCUGUUUGAAACGUCCGUCGGCUACGCCAUCUUUAAGGUUUUGAAUGAGAAGAAACUCCAAGAGGUUGAUAGUUUGUGGAAAGAAUUUGAAACUCCAGAGAAAGCAAAUAAAAUAGUAAAGCUGAAACAUUUUGAGAAAUUUCAGGAUACAGCAGAGGCAUUGGCAGCAUUCACAGCUCUGAUGGAGGGCAAAAUCAAUAAGCAGCUGAAGAAAGUUCUGAAGAAAAUAGUUAAAGAAGCCCAUGAGCCCCUGGCUGUAGCUGAUGCUAAACUGGGAGGUGUCAUAAAGGAAAAGCUGAAUCUCAGUUGUAUCCAUAGUCCUGUUGUUAAUGAACUUAUGAGAGGAAUCCGUUCACAGAUGGAUGGAUUAAUCCCUGGGGUAGAACCACGUGAAAUGUCUGCUAUGUGUCUUGGGUUGGCACACAGCUUGUCCCGAUAUAGAUUGAAAUUUAGUGCUGAUAAAGUGGACACGAUGAUUGUUCAGGCAAUUUCUUUGUUAGAUGACUUAGAUAAAGAACUAAACAACUACAUUAUGCGGUGUAGAGAAUGGUAUGGCUGGCAUUUCCCUGAAUUGGGAAAAAUUAUUUCAGAUAAUUUGACAUACUGCAAGUGUUUACAGAAAGUUGGCGAUAGAAAGAAUUAUGCCUCGGCCAAACUUUCUGAGUUACUGCCGGAAGAAGUGGAAGCAGAAGUGAAAGCAGCUGCAGAAAUAUCUAUGGGAACAGAGGUUUCAGAAGAAGAUAUUUGCAACAUUCUGCAUCUCUGUACCCAGGUGAUUGAAAUCUCUGAAUAUAGAACACAGCUCUAUGAAUAUCUGCAAAACCGAAUGAUGGCCAUUGCCCCCAAUGUUACAGUCAUGGUUGGGGAGUUAGUUGGAGCACGGCUUAUUGCUCACGCAGGUUCUCUUUUGAAUUUGGCCAAACAUGCAGCUUCUACAGUUCAGAUUCUUGGAGCAGAAAAGGCACUGUUCAGAGCCCUCAAGUCUAGGCGAGAUACCCCUAAGUAUGGUCUCAUUUAUCAUGCUUCACUUGUAGGCCAGACAAGUCCCAAACACAAAGGAAAGAUUUCUCGAAUGCUGGCAGCCAAAACUGUUUUGGCCAUCCGGUAUGAUGCUUUUGGUGAAGAUUCCAGUUCUGCAAUGGGAGUUGAGAACAGAGCCAAAUUAGAGGCCAGGUUAAGAACUUUGGAAGAUAGAGGGAUAAGGAAAAUAAGUGGAACAGGAAAGGCAUUAGCAAAAGCAGAAAAAUAUGAACAUAAAAGUGAAGUGAAGACUUACGAUCCUUCUGGUGACUCCACACUGCCAACCUGUUCUAAAAAACGCAAGAUUGAACAGGUAGACAAAGAAGAUGAAGUUAUUGAAAAGAAGGCUAAAAAAGCCAAGGUUAAAGUUAAAGUUGAAGAAGUAGUAGAAGUAGAGGAAGAAGGAGUACAAGUGGUGGAAGAACAGGAGACACCUGUGAAGAAGAAGAAGAAAAAGGACAAAAAGAAACACAUUAAGGAAGAACCACUUUCUGAGGAAGAACCAUGCACCAGCACAGCAGUUGCUAGUCCAGAGAAAAAGAAGAAAAAGAAAAAAAAAAGAGAUAAUGAGGACUAAUGGAAGGAACCAUUCCUUCAAAAGAUUUCAUAAUUGAAUCACCUGGAUACAUCAUGCUUGAGAUUCAGUCAGAAGUAUACCAGAGAUGCUCUCUAAAAUAAUUGACAGGAGGUUGAAUAAAACAAAAUGAUUAAUCAACAACAUUUCAAACCUAUUUAUGUCGUGACAUCACUUCAACUGUCAUCAUUUCUUAGAAUAUUUGUUAUACAAAUAAAAAUAUUUUCUUUGUA